Messenger RNA from Octopus bimaculoides (California two-spot octopus), 3957 nucleotides. RefSeq lists its product as uncharacterized. Gene Ontology annotation, biological process: brassinosteroid biosynthetic process; sterol biosynthetic process. The record is from RefSeq and is a predicted model, not a curated record. NCBI's taxonomy places the organism in Eukaryota, Metazoa, Mollusca, Cephalopoda, Octopoda, Octopodidae. Gene Ontology annotation, molecular function: 7-dehydrocholesterol reductase activity. Gene Ontology annotation, cellular component: endoplasmic reticulum membrane.
GUGGUUGGCAAGUGUGUAUGUCUAUUAUGUGAUAUCCUGUUUGUUGUUAGAAAAUAGUUUUUGAUGAUUCUUUUGUCUAUGUCUACAUUUAGCGACCGCAGUGUCUUCUUUUUGUAAGUGUCCUCUCAAAAGGACAGCUAAAUGGAACUACAAGAACCACUUCAUGAUACGUGCCUAAGCAGUGUCGACUUAGUGUAUGAUCGGGCUCACGGAAAAUACUAUUAAGAAAAAUAAUACUCAUUAUAUCCGUCAGAUAGAGAAAGAAAAGAAAACUAAUUCCUUAAAAGGGAAAGAAAUCAAUCACAGCGUAAUAACCUGAUCCGUAGUUCAAGUUACAAACCUUUUAUGCAUGAUGCAAGCCUUUAAGAUGCUCAGUAAAACACGAACGAGGUGUUAAAAAUGUUGUCAAGAAAACAAUUAAUUUUAAAAAUUUCUUCCAACAACAAACAAGAUAAUACCUCUGUGGAACGAGACAAGGUAUGUCGUAGUUACCUUGACAAAAACAACAGCAGAUGUUUUAUGAUAUAGUAUUUCCAGCAGCCACAGAACCAUCACUUUUAGCAGCUGUCCAAUCAGAACAGAGAGCCAGACAGUAGUCACCCAAAGUGUUCUGAAUCAAGUGAGGUAUACCGCUUAACAUGCCAGCGUGGUAGUACAAAUAUCGAAUAUAACAACACACAUUUGAGUCAGAGAGCAGUACCGCAAAUCUACAACUCCAAAUGCAGUCUUUCUAUAGGAGCAAAAAUGUAAGAAAUAAGAUUAAUUUUGACAAUUUAGGAUGAGAUGAAUAACGAGUUUGCCAAGGACUACUUAAUCAUGAUACAAAGAUAACUUCAAACCGCACAAGUAUUCUGGAUUUGCAGAGACAUAUAUGCAGCCUUACAUUGUAACAGGGCUUCACAUGAAGCAGGAUUUCAAUGGUUGUCUCGAGCCAGUUUUCCCUGCUGCUCCGUUUCACCUCUAAAAGUGACUCUGGAUCCUCUACCACGCAAGAUACCAUCCAUCCCGACGUCCACACCCGGCGAAAUGCCCGGUAUUUUUAUUCUGGCAGUUCUUUUUGAGAGGCCAUGAACAGAAAAGAUAUGAUUAAAUCAAAGAACAGAGAGAUGAGAAGGGAGUCAGGAAAUGUUUUCUACGACAUUCCUGCAAAGAGCAGAAUUAAACAAUUUAUUGAACACACUGUUCUACCAUUGCUACUGAUUAUGUUCACUCCAAACUUAGUGAUGAUCCUUUGGUAUACAGCUGUCAAAUUUGAUGGAAGCAUUACUUAUUGUUUACAUCAUUUAUUCAAAGGCUCAGUGCUUACUGGACUUUUAAACAUUUGGACUGAAGUUUCAAUUGGAAGUUCUUUUGCACUAAUUGUCAUUUUUGGUUACAGUUUGUGGGCUAUUAUUACAAUGAAGAUUUUGCCAGGGCAAUUAGUGAAGGGAUCAAUCACACCAAAAGGCAAUGUACCCAUAUAUAUUGACAAUGGAUUUUUAUAUUUUUCACUCACAAUUGUUGUUCUUGUGUGUUCUGAAAUAAUACUCAACACAUAUGAUAUUUCUGUGUCCAUAAUUUAUGACCGUUUUGGUGAUAUCUUAGGUACAUUGAAUCUAGUAAGUUUUGUUUUCUGUUUUAUAUUAUAUGUGAAAGGAUUAACGUUUCCUUCCUCAUCUGACUCUGGUACUUCAGGAAAUGUAAUUUUUGAUUAUUAUUGGGGUACUGAAUUGUAUCCUAAAAUUUAUGGCAUUGACAUUAAGCAAUUCACUAACUGUCGAUUUGGAAUGAUGUCCUGGGCACUUAUAGUUUUAAUUUUUUCAAUUAAGAAUUAUCAACUUAAUGGAUGGGUUGAUAGUAACAUAGUAUCUACUGCACUUCAACUUUUAUACAUUACAAAAUUUUUUUGGUGGGAAGCAGGUUAUCUGAACACAAUUGAUAUCAUGUUAGACAGAGCAGGAUACUACAUCUGCUGGGGCUGUCUUGUUUUCAUUCCAGGGUUCUAUACAUCAGUGAGCUUAUAUUUAGUCAACCAUCCAAUACAUCUGGGAACAUUAGUAUCUAUUUUCAUUUUCAUUACAGGCACAGCAGCACUUCUUAUCAACUACUUUGCUGACAAGCAAAAACAAAAAGUACGUGCUACUAAUGGCAACUGCUUAGUAUGGGGUAAGAAGCCUGUUAUAAUUCAGGCAACAUAUACAUUAGAGACAGGAGAGAAAAAAGAAGGGAUUUUACUUGUUUCAGGUUGGUGGAGUUGGUCUCGACAUUUCCACUAUAUUCCAGAAAUUGUUUUGGCAUUCUGCUGGACAAUUCCUGCAUGUUUCUCAAGUUUUAUGCCUUUUUUUUAUGUAAUACAUUUACUAAUUUUGCUAACACACAGAAGUUUUCGUGAUGACGAUAAAUGUGGAAGGAAAUAUGGAGAAUUUUGGAAAGAAUACUGUCGUAAAGUACCUUAUCGCAUUAUUCCGUAUCUCUUUUAAAGCAGCCAAAUUAUUGGGUAUUAUUGUGUUGGUUUUUCCUGAAAUGAUUAUCAGGCAAUGUUUUCUCUUAUUUAGGCUAUGUGCUGGAUUAUUUAAUUUCUCUGCUGUUAGCAAAAUGGUUCAUAAGCUGCUCUUGUGAAAUAUAAUUCAUAUUGACUGUAAAGAAAAAUUUAGAUAAUAUUUUCAUUGUGAAUUUAUUAUGUGCAUUACUUAAUUUGGAAAUAAUAUUUCUUUUUAAUAAGUAUAAGUGUUUUGGUAAAAUAAUAUCAUAUUAUUAUUUUUUUAAAUUAAAAUAUUGUUAUUUGCAAUUGAAAUAUUAGUGUGUGUCUUCAUAAGCAGUUAUUUUGAUUAUGUCAACACAUAAAUCUGUGUCAAUAUAAUCAAAUACUGUCCUUCAUUUCUCACAAUCUCAGUAAUAUAAUGAGUUUAUAAAAGAAUUCCAGUGAUUAUUAAUAUCAUUUGAGAAUAAGCAGCUGUUUAUUUAAACUGCAACAAAUAAAAAAGGGAUGACUUGCAUUCAUUGCUAACUGGUAGGCUUCUAUAAAAAAAAUGACCAGGCAUGUGCAUAUAUGUGCAUGAUCAAAUCUAGUCUUAACGUGGCAAAUCUGAGUCAUUUGAACUCUUUAAUAUGUAACAAAAUAGCAAAUGGAUUGUGUCAUUACCUUCAGUAAAGCGAAUUUAGCAUAUUUUAGAAUAUUGUCUUCAGAACUGAAUACAUUCUGAUAUCAUUUGAGUUCUAUAUGAGGAUUUUUCCAUACAUUUUACAAACAUUAACAAUAUUUUUCUAAUUGUUUGUAGCCUAGAAACAAUUGACCCACCUAUAAGCUGAUGUUAAAUGAUAAUAAGCCUAAAGUAGGAAGGACACACAAGUUGUAGGAAGAUCCAUUAGAAAAACUUCUCUUAAACCAAUAUUGACAAUGUUUUCAUUAAUCAUUUAAGUAUAGAAGAGCAUGUUGUUUAAAUAAUUUUGUUUUAAUAUAUACCAUAACAUUAAAAAAAAAUUAUUUAUUGUCUGAUGGAGAAAAUUAAUGAAACUUAAUUCAAAAUUAAAUAUUUAAUCCUAGUUUAAUUCUAGUUUAAUUAAAUUUGGACAAUAAUAGGCUUUACUCUUUAUUAUUAAUAACCUUUCAAAAUUCAUCUCAUAACCAGGAAUGCUUGUGAUUAGGUUCUAUAUAUCUUUUCAAUCAGAGAAAGUGGAGGAAAUUCACUUCACUAAUUCAACCUUUCAAACUUAGUCUAAUAUCUAAAAUUCUAAAAAACAUUAUCAUGCUCUAAAGGUACAUUUAAAUUUUCCUAAGUGUAUGUACAUGAAAAUAGGAAUUAUUCAAAAAUAAAUAUUAUUUACAAGUGUAUAUUUGCAGAAUUUUCUUCCAAUUUAAUAAUGUAUAACUGUUUGAAUACUCCAUUUUUUUUCCCUUCGUUAAUUUUUAAUUUUCUCAACAAUAAAUGUAAAAAUAUAUAAAUCUUUUCUUUUAUGAAAAAAUAAUUUUUUUUUCCA